AUGGCGAGAAGCACAGCAAGUGGCAGACGACAACGGACAGACGGCGAGCUGUUGGCAUUUUUACUUUUCGAUGUGUCCGGGCAAACUGCGACGCUUAAGGCGGACAAUGCGCUCUUCUUGCAGGCGCUGCGUUGUGGUUGGAAUGAAACAAUAUUCGGAACCCUGGACAAGAAGGGCGGCCUUAAGAUAAGCAAUAAAUGUGGAGUUAGUGACGUUUCCUCCUGCUGCUCUAGCAUGAUGCUCCCGAGAGUUAAUACGUUCCCCGUUGUUGUCAUGACUCCGAAGCAGAUAUUGGAGUCUGAGUUGAAAAUCAUAAACCGCGACCGCUGGGAGUUGGUGCGAAUUGAUCAAACAGCCGAAAACGCUCGCGGCCGCGGCACCUACGUCUUUACUUUCGAGGAAAGCAAAACAGAACAUUCACAAGAGAAGCCAGAGAGCGGUCUGACAGCUGUAGGGCAUUGGAAAAAAAUUCUGAGCCGAGUAUGGGGCCAGUUGCGCAACGGCGACGGUGGUGUUCAGAAAUACAGCAGACAAAAACUCUAA
This is a messenger RNA of Gregarina niphandrodes, 543 nucleotides long. RefSeq lists its product as hypothetical. The coding region runs from base 1 to 543 and encodes 180 amino acids. Lineage: Eukaryota; Apicomplexa; Conoidasida; Eugregarinorida; Gregarinidae. The transcript has a single exon. The record is from RefSeq and is a predicted model, not a curated record.